Molecule: messenger RNA, 2471 nt
Organism: Melanotaenia boesemani (Boeseman's rainbowfish)
Lineage: Eukaryota; Metazoa; Chordata; Actinopteri; Atheriniformes; Melanotaeniidae
Product: zinc finger protein 2 homolog
Exons: 2
Coding region: 60-1991 (643 amino acids)
Biological process (GO): regulation of transcription by RNA polymerase II
Cellular component (GO): nucleus
Molecular function (GO): DNA-binding transcription factor activity, RNA polymerase II-specific; RNA polymerase II cis-regulatory region sequence-specific DNA binding
Source: RefSeq, a predicted model, not a curated record
UUUACGUCCCUGUGGCUUCUCUUUGUUCUGGACGUUCGGAGUGUUCAAAAAGAAGCAUAAUGUGUGCGGUGCAGCUGCUGCGGGUGUCGGUUCAGGAGCAAGUCUGCGCCGCCGCUGAGGACGUUCUGCUGCAGCUGGAAAAAACAGAAAAGCCGGCCACACUGCGGACACUGAGAGCUCUGCUCACGGAGCGGCUAACUGUGGCUGUGGAGGAGAUCGUUGGUCUCUUUGAGAAAACCGUAAUGGAGUACGAGGACAGAGUGCAGCGGUCAGAGCAGGAGAUCUACCGACAAAGGAAGCUGCUCGAUACCGUCCUGAAGCCUGAAGUCAGGCUGUACAGAACAGAUCACUCCACAUUAACUACACCCACAGGAUCUGCAGCUGGAGCCAGUCGCGUGCAUUCGCCAGCUAACACUUCCGCUCAGCUUCAAAAUAGAAGCCCUGCCAGCCCAAGUGAAGAAGCGAUGGAAUUUGAACAGGAAGCUGCCGACAGCGAGUCUCUGCAGUCAGUGACCGUGUGUGGGAACAACGCAGACUGUCAGCCUGUACUUGACCCAGCUGAUCUGAACAAGUUUGACUCUGACAACAUCAGUGAUUCUGCCAGCCGGUCAACAUCCCCCUCCCCUUCACUCUCCUACCACCCUCCUGAGAGCACUGAUGAAGAUCCAGACAAUGACUGGACAUUGAGGAAUCGGCCCCUUAGAUCUGUAAGGAAAAAGAAGAGAGGCCGACCUCCUCUUGCAAAACCCGCCGUGAAGAAAAAACGGAAGCGCUCAAGUCCAGCUCAGACUUUCAACUGCUAUGUGUGUGAACGUCCUCUGCAAGGAAAAGGCUUCCUGCUCAAACAUGUCCUAACUGUUUGCGCAAGCAACCAGGACAACCGAUGCGGCUUCUGUGGUGAGCUUUUAAACUCAGCUAACAGCCUAAAUGAUCACCUGCAGGUUCACCAGAAAACCAGCAAAACAUGCUCCUUUUGUGGGAAAACCUUCACCUCCAUCCUGGCGCAGGAACUGCACGUCCGCCUGCACACUGGAGAGAAGCCGUACAACUGCCACGUCUGUGGCAAAAUGUUCAGCCAAAAGGGUAACCUGACCUCUCACCUGCACGUCCACGCUGCAGAAAAACCUUUCAAAUGUAAAGAAUGCAGCCGUGCCUUCUGUCACAUGACUUCAUUAGAGCGCCACAUGAGGGAGCACACUGGAAAUGUGGUGCACACCUGCAGCAUCUGCGGUCAGGAGUUCAGUGAACGUCAGAGCUUUCGGCAACACAUGGCGAGCCAUCAGAAGGAUGGCACUUAUAAACGGAAGAAGUGCCGCAGCACAACGCCAUCCUGUAGCUGCAAAGUAUGUGGGGAUGCUUUUGAACGGAAGAUGCACUUGGUGAAACAUGCAAAGACUCACCUGCUGGAUCCAGACUGCUGUUGUGGAGUUUGUGGCUACCAGUACGAGUCUGUUGAAAGUCUCGCUGCCCACUUGCACACUCACCUUGACGCUGGUAGCACUUGUGACACCUGUGGGAAAUGCUUCCCAGGUCAAUCAGCACUACUGAUGCACCUGAGGAUCCACACAGGAGAAAAACCUUUCACCUGUAGUUUCUGCGGGAAGGCCUUCAAUCAGAGCGGCAACCUGAAGACACACUUGAAGAUUCACACGGGUGAGCGGGCGUUCACUUGCUGCAUCUGUGGCAAGGGGUUUACUCAGAAACAAACUCUGGACACUCAUGUCCGCUUCCACAACAAAGAGAGGCGUUUCCUGUGUCAGGUCUGUGGGAAGGGCUUUAUGCAGGAUGUGGACCUGAAGAGACAUAUUCUGAUCCACACUGGAGAAAAGCCGUACAUCUGCAAGGUCUGUGGAAAGAGCUUCCAGGCCAAACGGUCACUUAAUGGGCACCUCAAAGUGCACACAGUUGGGGAGGACGAUGUCAGACCAGAGCUGGACAACAGCACAGAGCCACAAAGGAUGGACAGCUUCUCGGGAUACUUUCAACUGUAGACUAGAACUAUAGAUGGCUUAUCUUGUUGAAUACCUUUGUUGGUCUGGGGAUUUAAACCAUAGUCAGUUUACUCCAGUUUUCAGAUCCAUACAUUUUCACUGACAGCUACAGUGAUAUCACACUUCAAGCUGAAAUGUGUUUACAAUAAUGAGAACUAUAAGGCAACAGGAAGUCUUUCUAACAGCUACAAAGAUCAGUUUUCUCGCUGAUGAGCAUUUUCAUAGGUUUUUUUUUAAUUAUUAUUAUUAUUACGAAGUUUCUCUUUUCCAUAAUAAGCUAAGACCGUUGAGUCAUUUAAAGUUCUGGACUUUCAUCAGUAUUUAUAUCAUAUAUAUUUCCCAAACUGUGUCAAAACCUGAACUUUUAAUUGAUUAAGUUAAACCUGUUAUUCAGAACCAAUGUCACAUAUCUGCUGUCUAAAAGUAUUGAUAACUAUCCUGUUACUGUGCUACAGUCUUAAGUGAAUUUUUGUUUUCUUA